Messenger RNA from Penaeus monodon (black tiger shrimp), 1619 nucleotides. RefSeq lists its product as uncharacterized. The record is from RefSeq and is a predicted model, not a curated record. Lineage: Eukaryota; Metazoa; Arthropoda; Malacostraca; Decapoda; Penaeidae.
AUGUCCCCCUCGUGCUCUUAGAUAACCCCGCCAAUGCCAGCGUCCCCGUGGAAAGUAAACUCAACACAUUUUAGUCGAGGCUUCCACAAGUUGGUCUCACCCCGUCGAUGUUUAUCCUGUAUCUUUAAUGUAGCGAUGUCGACGAGUAAGGAAGGCAAGUCGAGGAUCUGCAGGAUUAAGGGUAAACUGAAGGAGGGAAAGGCAAGACUGAAGAGCACUUGGAGUAAUGGGUUUUCCAUCUGGAGGUAUUACAAGGAAGAGCUCCCCAUCGAGGAGGUCUACAAAGUGCCUUUCUUCUUCGCUCGUGUCAUCGGCAUCCACCUCGUCCAGAGAAAUGCUGAGGGAACUUAUGCCGUGUCCUACAAAGGAAUCAUCCCGAUGGUCGUGUGCAGCCUCGUUUGCCUGGUCGCCCUCGUACCGCCUAUUCUCAUGAUGGCCUUCAUGGACCCGCCUUACUGGCUCAUGGUAAUGAUGGUGCCAUACAUAUUUGGCUACUUGUUUUGCAUCAUCGCCUACGUCCAGAUGCAUCGCAAAACCAAGAAAAUGAUCGCUCUUAUGGAGAACUCGCGUUCGAUGAAAAUUCGUACCAAAAUUUCGGUUCCUAUAUUUCUGUUCUGGAUAUUCUUGUACCCGGCAGUGCUAGCAGCAGCGGCCUUGUCCAUGCUUAGCGGGGUCUCGGCUUUGAUUUGCAUUCCGCCUAUCAUCUUAGUGGCUUUUAUCCCCGCUACUCUCGACGUGUACAUGGCCUGCUACAUGAUGGCCUUCUACAAGUACCUCAGUCAACUCACGCAGGAAGUGCAGUCGCGGGACGUGUGGGCAAGUGAGCACGUGCAAAAAGUGACCGACUCGUGGAUGUACCUGGCCAAACUGGCUGGUCUUCACAACGAGAUCUUCUCCUUCACACUGCACCUUCGAGUCAUCCUCCUAAUGACGCAGGCGAUGUCCUUCCUCUUCUGCGUGUGGGGCAUGGUUCGCUACGACGGCAUGUGCAUUAUGGUCGUCCUCUUUAACGUCAUCCCGCUGUGUGAGGUCAACGCCAGGUUCCUCAGGCUGUGUAAGAUAGGGGAAAGUGUCAUCAAUGCGAGCCACAGACUGAUUAGGGCGGUCACGGAAGCCAUCUACAGGAUCGACCCAGACCUGCCCGAGCACUUCAGCCUCUCCACCUUCGUUGCUCGCCUGGAAGCUAGGCCUAUCAGUAUUCAGAACUGGGGGAUGGAGAGCCUCUCCGCGCGCACCUUCGUCUCCCUCACCAGCGUGGUCGUUACCUACCUCGUGGUGCUGCUUCAGUUCUGCCAAAGAAGCAUCGAAUUCACGAACGUAGCCGAAGGGGUUGUGUUCACUUGGUUUGACAGCUGCUUCUGCGAGAACGCGACCUUGAUGAACAUUACUUUUGCAGAUCCGUGGAAUGGUAGUUAUUUAUCUUCAUAUUUGCAUACAGAUGUAUAAGUAUGUAUAUACGCAUACACUAGCAGGGAAGGACAAUUAUACACACAUACGCAUUCAAAGGUGACUUUGUAUAAAAACACACAUAGCAAAUUUAUAUAUUGGAAUUUCUUCUUACUGUUCUGCAACAUAAAUAAAAUAUGACAAGAAAUAGUCUUUAAUUAACACACACACAA